CGAUGGAAGUGGAAGAAGAGGUUAUGAAGUUGAUCGACGCCGCGAAGGGACUUGAGGCGGAAGCAGAAACGACAGAGUCGGAAAGUCAGCGGAGCGACCUGCUUGAGGAAGUAACGAAACUAUACCAGAAUGCGACUGAACUCGCCGAACAUCACUGGGGUCUUUACAUCGACAAUACUCUCCGAACUCGAGAUCUUUGGGCUACCAGCCUGAAAGAAGCAGGACAGAUUGGAAGUGCGAUAACAUGUGACCUUGUCAGUGUUGAAAGAUACACCAAGUCUCCAGCUCAUGGAUCGAAACACGAACAAACAUUGGACGCGCAGAGACGGCUUGCCCAGAGCUAUGGAGUCCUCGGUCAGCACAAAGAGGCCGUAGAGAUCUUCAGGUCAAUCGUCAGCAAAUGUUCAAAAUCAAAUAGAGAGAUUGAGACCUGGUGCGAUGAUCGCAGUAACCUAGCAGACGCUCUCUUCAAAUCUCCCGAUAUCAAAGACGUGCAAGAGGCGGUGGAUAUUAGUUUUGCGACUUUGCAACGGUGUGAGAAGUAUUUCGGAGAGGACCACAUGCGCACAUGCGAUGUCCGCUUCAAUCUAGGAGCCGAGUUCCAAAAGUUGAAGAAAUACAUAGACGCCUUGGAUCAUUUUCAAAAGAACUGGGCAAUCCUAACGCGAGAUACAUGCCAAUGUAAAUCCGAUCCAUCGUAUGAAGGGUUGAUGGACGUUUUGAAGAAAUCUAUACGGAAAUGUGAGAGAAGUAUCGCAAGACAAGUCAAAAAGGAGAGAGAAGAACGAGAGGCCCAGGAUGCCAAAGAAAAGAAGGAACAAGAAAUCACUCCAAAAGGUGAAUUGGAAGUUAAACAAAAAGACGACACCAAAGAAGAAGAAGACGCCAAAGCAAGCAAGGGCCAAGGUACUGAGCUGCAACAACCACACGAGGAUUCACCGGAUACAGAAAAGAGGGACCAAGGAGCUGAAAACGAGGAACAACAACGCGGAGAUAUUGAGGAACAGAGGAUAAGAGAAGAUGACGCGCAAAGAGCUAGUAAUGAGAGUGAGCUCAAAGCUAAGGAAAAGGCAGAGCGAGAGGCGGCGCUGGAGCGGGAACGAAAAGCCCAGGAAGAGAAGGACCGAAUCUCUCGAGAGGAAGCAGCAGCACGAAAAGCACAGGAAGAAAGAGAACGGAGGGCCCGGGAAGAAGCAGAACGAGCAGCUAAGGAGGAGGCUGACCGAAAGGCUCGAGAAGAAGCAGAACGAACAGCCCGAGAAGAAGCGGAACGAAUAGUUCGAGAAGAAGCGGAACGAAAAGCACAAGAGGAGUCAGAACGAAAAGCGCAGGCACUAGCCCAGGAAGAGGAAGAUCGAAAGGCUCAAGAAGAAGCAGAGCGAAAAGCUAGGGAAGAGGAAUCAGAACGGAAAGCCCGGGAAGCAGCCGACCGGAUAGCCCGAGAAGCGGCAGAACGGAAAGCCGAGGAAGAGAGGGAACGAGAGGCAAUGCUAGAACGUGAACGACUGGAAAACGAGGAGCGCGAACGACAAGCAAAGGAGGAGCGUGAAAAGGCAGCCAAGAAGGAGAAGGAGGCACAAGCAUUCAAAGAACAGGAAGCUUAUGUAAAGGCGGAACAAGAGCGCGAACGAAUUGAGAAGCAGCGACAAGACGAAGCCGAACGGCUCCGACUGGAACAGCUUGAUCAUCAGAAGAGGCAGGAAGAACUGGAGAGAGAGGGGCUGUUGAUGGAAGCACGAAGGAUAGAGAAACCGUCAGCAGAUUCACAACCACAGCCUUUGGACUCGUCAAACCACUCUCAAAUCGCAGAACAGACCAGCCAAGAUGAAAUCCCUCCAAUGCAACAAUACCUACCAGGAGUGUGGGUGACCAACACCAACGUUGAUACACGUACAGUGGAAGAUUUGAGUAGCAACAUUACGCCCAAGGACCUGUCGACGGAACGAACAACCCCAGACCACCAAAGCGAGAACAGCCGUACUGUAGAGCCAACGGAUGAGGCUGCAGGCUUGCAUACAGAUCCACCUAUAGGCGACUGCAUAGUUACCGGGCCAGGGUCCGAGUACAAUGCUAUGGCGUCUAGAAGCAUACAGGAUGCGCCAACUGCAUCGAACAAACAUCACCAGGCACCGACGACACCUUUGACGAACAGCAUUCUCAAGACAUUUGCACUUGCAACAUCCACAGUCACGGGAAUCGCUACACUGCGACCACCAGUCUCUAAUCGUGGUACACGAUCCCAUAGCGUUGGCCAUACUAAACGCAAAUCGAUGCCAGUGGACUUGGGCAAGAUCAAAGACAAGGGAACUCUCGGCGACAUACAACGAGACCCUAGGAUUGAUGACCACCACAAAGAGCAGACUGUACAUACACCAAAUCUCAGCCUCAGUCCAGUUGUGCCAUAUGUUCGGAGAAAGUCUGUGGACGAGACCCGGGUCCCUGGUGGCUGGCCAACUGUUUCUGAUGAUCGGGAGGCUGUGAAGAGUGAUCCUAACCUUCUGAACAAAUCAGCUCCUCCAGAGAUAAACCAAAUCCUAACUCAAAGUAGACCAGCAGCCAUGACAGAUAGCUGGUUCAAAAAAUUACGGAAUGAGACUCAUAAGUUGCUGGACAAAUACAAGGGACACGUACACCCAGGUCUAAAGUCUCGGACCGUAAAAAUUGCUAUUCUCGAUACCGGAAUAGCACGAACAACGAAUGCCCCACCCAUGAUCAAACUUGCAGCAAGCCGUAUCAAGACCGUGAAGACUGCGACGAACCCGCUCAAGCCGUUCGAAGAUACAGAUGGUCAUGGCACGCAUGCUGCUGGUUUGAUAUUGAAGACAUGCCCCUAUGCCGAUCUUUACGUAUAUCGAGUUGCAGAGAGGGACGACUUCUUCCCGGAGAUAGUGGCAGAAGCUCUAACCAAUGCAAUCGACGUGAAGCAGGUGGAUAUUGUCCGAGAACCUCAGGAAAGUCAUAUCAAGGGCAAAAGACAAAGGGGUUUUAUUAUUUGCCGCAAGCUCAAACGAGGGUAUUGGAGCCAAAACCAUUGCGUAUCCAGCGAGAGCACUUGA
Molecule: messenger RNA, 3056 nt
Organism: Aaosphaeria arxii CBS 175.79
Lineage: Eukaryota; Fungi; Ascomycota; Dothideomycetes; Pleosporales
Exons: 3
Biological process (GO): proteolysis
Molecular function (GO): protein binding; serine-type endopeptidase activity
Source: RefSeq, a predicted model, not a curated record